Messenger RNA from Aureobasidium uvarum, 834 nucleotides. NCBI's taxonomy places the organism in Eukaryota, Fungi, Ascomycota, Dothideomycetes, Dothideales, Saccotheciaceae. The record is from the annotation of a GenBank genome assembly.
AUGAUGGCACACCACCCAAGCUCGAGCUUCCCAGAGUAUUUCAGGAAACUGUCGACUGCAUACUCAAGGCAGACUGGCGACUCUACAUUCAACCUGAUAUACUCGUUCUUGCAGCAUCUUCCAGCAGACGUAACCUUGAACGAGCAGUCAAUCAUACACGACAAUGCUGCAGGACCGGGUACAGCCACUAUUGCUGCCAUGUCGAUCCUCAAACAAGAGCCAGCCAAAAUUGUAGUGACAGACUGUACUCCAGGCAUGAUCGACAACAUCCAAUCAAAAAUUGACCAAGAGCAAUGGCGAAACAUCACAGCCUCUGUUAUGGACUCUCAUGAACUCGCGUUGCCAGAUAAUACUUUCACACUCACUAUCUGCAACAUCAGUACGUCGACCUUCAAAGACCCAUUGAAAUGUAUGCAGGAGACACUUCGCACUUUGCGACCAGGCGGAGUCUGUAUCAACUCGCAGUGGAAGCGUUUUACCGUAAAAGACAUCAUCCAGAAGGCUCAAACCAGCAUCCGACCAGACUCCAGGCUGUUCAAUAUGCCGCGAGCGGAGUUUUUGGAUGAUGGAGUGCUGAGAGAUAUGAUGUUGGAAGCAGGCUUUGACAAGGCCGACCAAUAUGUGGAGACGACCAUCAUCACUGACGAAGCGAUUGAGGGCCUUCGCGAGUUCAUGUGUGGCAAUUUCACAACAUCUGCGAGAAGCGGUUGGACAGAAGAAGAGGUGGCCAAGUGGCCUGCCGCUAUCGAUGCCGCCAUUGAAGAGGAAAAAGCAAACUAUGAUGGCAUCAAAAUGGAGGCUUGGAUGGUAGUGGCGAGAAAGGCAGAUUGCUGA